GUCUUUCUUCAGUAAAGGCGGAAGAAUAGCACGCCUGCCUCCAUCUUUCUUGACACCAAGAAGAUGACCACUGUCCCCCGCAAAGGGCCAUGUCGAGAAAGGUCCGCAAUGAUCGCGCAAUGUCAACGCCCAAGUUCGGUGAACGGUUGGUUACAGAGCCCCCAUCCGCUUCCACAGGCCUCAUCUGUCCAACUGGGAUGCUUUCCAGGCGCCAAGCUACCGGCUGGACGUAAGGUCCGGGCCGAAACACCACAUGUAUGAUGAUUUGACAAAGCCUGUAUUAUUGUAAGCUAUUCCGCUAUAGCUGAAAGAAAGAAUGCAUCUCCAUCUCUCCAGCGCUUCCUUGUGGCUCCAUAGUCGGUAGCAGUCAGCUGUGGAGGAAGAGGACGAAGGAGCGGGUAAAGCAACGUCGCCGCCAAGCUACCGCCAGGGAGUGGGGUCCGGGCCUAAAUACCACAUGUACGCUGAUUUGACGGAGCCUGUGUCAUUGUAAGCCAUUUCGCCAUAUCUGAAAGAAAGGAAGCACCUCCAUCCCUUGCUUUCUUGCGGUCCCAUGCAUUAGGAGGUGGCUGUGGAGGAAGAGGAAGCAGGAGCGGGCAAAGCAGCGGCGUUGUCGGAGAUAAAAGCAGCUAAGGUCAGCGGGAGGAUGGCUAUGGAGGACGCUGGUGACGGGUUGGCCGGUGCCGUGACUGCAUCCUCGAGGUUGCACAUGGGCGACCGGUCGUCGGUCGUGGAGGAUUGCGACGCGCAGAUUGAACGUAUGCCGUCGCCCCUGGGACCGUCAGAGUCAAGGGCGGAAGAAGGGGAAGCAGAGGUGGUCGGCCGCUCCCCCGGAGAACCGUCGUCGAGGUCAGCGCCAACCAGUCCUGGAGAAGAAGGGAGCGAUGUUGAUGCGAAUACCCCGAAUGCCAAUCGAGGAGGCAGCUUGACUUGCGUUAUGCCCAAAGUGGGCGUCGGGGUCGCUGUGCUUGUCGUCCGCGACCAGUCCGUGAUAAUUGGACGUCGGAAAGGGUCGCAUGGCACAGGAACUUACGCAUUGCCAGGUGGCCACCUGGAUUUCGGGGAGAGCUGGGAGGAGUGCGCUAUCAGAGAGGUCAAGGAAGAGACGGGCUUGGAUAUCGCUAAUGUCAGAUAUGCUUGGGUGAGCAAUUGUGUCAUGCUGGAUGAACCGAAGCCGUGCCACUACAUCACGCUGUUCAUGCGUGCUGAGCUGCGCAAUGUGGCAGAUGAGCCUGAGAAUUUAGAGCCUGAUAAAUGUGAAGAGUGGCAGUGGGUGGUGUGGCCACGCAUUCCAUUUCCCCGAUUUGCACCCCUGCAAACACUUCUAGACAGCCCCUUCUCGCUUUUCUAGUGUGUGUCAAACAGCCAGUCAACCGUAUAUGAGUUUUCCAUCUUGGAUGCAUUCUGUUUUCACCAUCGUCAUACAGAACCAGUCUACCGGUACACGCGCAGUUUUCUUCAAAUCUCACUCAUCAGGACAUCUGCAGCCUUGUCAUUGGGCAUCAUGGCCACCGAUUACUUUCAAGGGGCAGGAUAGAUGAGGGAGAUGCAGGUUCAGGUGGGCUGACAAGUGAAAAAUGUGCAGAAUGUGGCUGGAGUGUCUUGCACAAAACAGAUAAGGACAGCAGCGUGCCUCCGCGCCCAUCACGCCGCACACCUUGAUUUCCAUGAUGUAGAAAAAGGUACUCUCUCUUUUUUUAAGUUUUUUUUUUUUUUUUUUUUUUUUUUUUUACAACAACAUGCCCCAUGAUCCCCAUCUAUUCUGGGAGGGGAGAGAAGUUAAGUUAUUCACAGAACAUCAUGAUUCGACGUAGUUAUGCAUUAACAAUA
This is a messenger RNA of Chara braunii, 1830 nucleotides long. The record is from the annotation of a GenBank genome assembly. Lineage: Eukaryota; Viridiplantae; Streptophyta; Charophyceae; Charales; Characeae.